AUGGUGCAGUCGUUGGGCUUUGCCGUGUACCGGGCGCUGGACUGGGGACUGGAUGAGAACGAGGAGCGGGAGCUGAGCCCGCGCCUGGAGCAGCUCAUCGACCUGAUGACCAACAGCGACUCCGAGGACAGCGGCUGCGCCACGGCCGACGAGGGCUAUGGGGGGCAGGAUGAGGAGGAGGAGGGCGGCGAGGGGCAGCCUCGCUCCGUGCGCACCUUCGGCCAGGCCAUGCGCUGCUGUGCCGCCCGCCUGGCCGACCCCGCCGGCGCCCCCGCGCACUACCAGGCUGUGUGCCGAGCCCUCUUCGCUGAGACCGUGGAGCUCAUGGCCUUCCUCGCCAAGAUCCGCGACGCCAAGGAGCUGCUGCAGAAGCUGAAGGAGGAUGAGGAAGAGGAGGAGCGGCCGGCGGCGGAGCUGGGCAACCUGCGCAACACAGACUGGGCCCGGCUGUGGGUGCAGCUGAUGCGGGAGCUGCGGCACGGUGUGAAGCUGAAGAAGGUGCAGGAGAAGCAGUUCAACCCUCUGCCCACCGAGUAUCAGCUCACGCCCUUUGAGAUGCUCAUGCAGGACAUCCGUGCCCGUAACUACAAACUCCGCAAGGUCAUGGUGGAUGGAGACAUCCCCCCCCGGGUGAAGAAAGAUGCCCACGAGCUCAUACUGGACUUCAUCCGCUCCCGGCCCCCCCUGAAGCAGGCAUCAGAGCGGCGGCUGCGGCCGCUGCCCCAGAAGCAGAGGACGCUCCACGAGAAGAUCCUGGAGGAGAUCAGGCAGGAGCGGAAGCUGCGGCCCGUGGAGCAGAAAGGAUACAGCUCCCUGCCCUGCAUCCCCCACGCCUGCGCCGGCCGCCUGAGCUCCAGCUCCUGCCUCGAGCUGUCCCUGUGCCCGGCCAGCGCCGUCCCCGCGCGCCCGCGGCCUCGCGUCCUGCUCAAGGCACCCACCCUGGCCGAGAUGGAGGAGAUGAACCUCUCUGAGGAUGAGGACUCUCCAGGCACGGAGGUGCCGCUGAAGCGGGAUCGCUCCUUCUCGGAGCAGGACCUGGCACAGCUGCAGAGCCAGCUGGGGGGGGACCAGGCUGUGCCCCGGGACCCAGAGCCACUGCAGCCCGAGCCCCGGCCCCGCUCAGGCUCUGUCCCUGCCAGCUGCCACCCGCUGCCAGAUGGCCCAGCCCUGCCCCGGGCUGCCCUCGGCGCUGUGGAGGAGAGGCCAGAGGAUGGAUCCAGUGCUGCCCCCGCCAGCAGCUCCAAGCACCUCUGGCUGGAGUUCAGCCACCCCGUGGAGAGCCUGGCCCUGACAGUGGAGGAGAUGAUCAACGUGCGCAGGGUGCUGGUCAAGGCUGAGAUGGAGAAGUUCCUGCAGAGCAAGGAGCUGUACAGCAGCCUGCGGAGGGGGAAGGUCUGCUGCUGCUGCAGGGCCAAGUUUCCUCUCUUCUCCUGGCCCACGUCGUGUUUCUUCUGCAAGCGGUCUGUCUGUAGCUCCUGCAGUCUAAAGAUGAAGAUGCCUUCCAAGAAGCUGGCCCACAUCCCCGUCUACGCGCUGGGCUUCGAGAGCCUGCCGGGCUCGCUGCUGCCCAAGGCGCCGCCGCUGCGCCGGAGGGAGCCCUUCCACUCGCUCUCGGGGCCGUGCUGGCGCCGGGUGGAGGAGGAAUUCCCCCACAUCUACGCCCAGGGCUCGGUCCUGCGCGACGUCUGCUCGGACUGCGCCGGUUUCGUGACGGACGUGGUGAGCUCCAGCCGCCGCAGCGUGGCCGUGCUCAACGCCAGCGCUGCGAACCGGCGCCACGCCAAGGCGCGCUCCCUCUACAGCGACGCGUGGCUCCCGUGAAGGACGGGCCGGGAGCCCCGGUGACGGUCGCCGCGGGGGUGCCGGUCACCCCGGCCGGCACAGCCCCCCGAUGUACAUAUAUACAUAGGAUGGAUACACACAGCUUCUAUAUUUAUAUACGUUAUGGACCAAGGGGCGAAAGGACCCGUUCCCGCUGUCCCUGCCAUCCCCUCGUGUCCCUGCCGCCAGCCCCCGAGGGGAUGGAUCCUGCCGUGGGACACCCGCAGCCCCCGGGAGGACGGAUCCCGCUGCGGGGCGGCUCUUGGGGGAUGGAUCCUGCCGUGGGACACCCGCAGCCCCUGCGUUCCCCGCUUCUGUGCCAAGCCCUGGCUGUGCCGGGGUGCCCGGUGCCCUGGGCUGGCAUGGCUGUUCUGUACGUCCCCUCCAUAAUAAACCUGC
Agelaius phoeniceus (red-winged blackbird) is the source of this 2220-nucleotide messenger RNA. It is a transcript of the gene SPIRE2, whose product is annotated as spire type actin nucleation factor 2. Lineage: Eukaryota; Metazoa; Chordata; Aves; Passeriformes; Icteridae. Gene Ontology annotation, molecular function: microtubule binding; actin binding. The record is from RefSeq and is a predicted model, not a curated record. Gene Ontology annotation, biological process: intracellular transport; actin filament polymerization; establishment of meiotic spindle localization. Gene Ontology annotation, cellular component: cytoplasmic vesicle membrane; cell cortex.